GCGGUCGAUUGAGGAAAGGCGAGAGAAGGUACCACCAGAAUCCACAGAGUCGUCGACUCUCAACAAGACAUCGAAUCGACCCAACACGCCGUCUUUUAUCCAUCUAGCAUGUUCCGGAAUCACAACGACCAAAAAUCCAACACCUAUCCUCCUUCCAUAACUCCUUCCCUGUCCUCUUCUCCCCUCCCAUCCCUCUCCCACAAAUCCUUCCCCUCAUCCGCAAAGAUGUCCACAACCACCAUCCGCCCCGUGCCCCUCUCCAACACCACAACACCUCCCCCUGACCCUUCCCAUCCACCUCGCUCAAACGCAAGUACACCAACUACCACAGCCACCCUAACACCCAGAGGCACACACCGUCUAGUCCCUCUCCCCACUACCCCUCGCGUCCCAAACAUCGUCACAAACUCAACUCACACAGGCUGGGGUCCCCAAGAUUGGCCCGAUGUGGAGAGGAGUUGGUGGAAGAAACUUUGGAGUUGGAUUAGAGGGUGGGGGUAUCGUUGAAAAGUACUUGGUAAGUGAGUUGUGUGAUCUCGUUUUGCGGUGGGGGUUUGCUGACUUGGUUUACUGGAGUAGAUGCACCUGGGGUUCGUGACUGUGAGAAUUGGACUUGCUCUUAUUGAUGGCGAAAGGGCUUUUGAUCGUUGCUUGAUGUAGGUCGGAUUGAGAACCGUUUUGGAAGCACUCACUGAUGAAAGAGACAGAAGGCACGGCUUACCACAGGCUUGCCAGCAUCACUUGCUAUCACAGCA
Molecule: messenger RNA, 755 nt
Organism: Aureobasidium subglaciale EXF-2481
Lineage: Eukaryota; Fungi; Ascomycota; Dothideomycetes; Dothideales; Saccotheciaceae
Exons: 1
Coding region: 109-507 (132 amino acids)
Source: RefSeq, a predicted model, not a curated record